UAUUGCGAGUGUCCGAGAAGGACUUGGGCAAUGUUUUCAUUGGGUGCCGUCUUUUCGGUUCUCUCCCUGUCGCUUUAACACAGAUUGGAAGUGGAACAGUCAAACGGCACAGUCACUCUAAGCUGCAAGUGUCUGUCGACAUCGAUUGCUUCAUCUCAUCGUUAAUGAGUAACAGUGACUACGUUUGUUGAACAGAAAUGGCUGCUUCCAGGACAAACCUGAGGCUGGUCUUUCAAAGACGUGAGAAGAUUACUUCUCUGCCUUUGUAUUAUGAUGGGAUUCUGUGGAAAAAAAGCUCGAGGGCUAAGAACUUCCAAAGAUACUGGUCAGAGUUACGAGGAACUUCAAUAUUCUUUUAUUGUGAUGAAAAGGAAUCAAUGUACACAGAAAAACUGGAUCUCCAGCAUUUUGUAUCGAUCGAAGAUGACAACAGUGGAGGGAAAAAAUCCCAAGCAGCUAGCUUUCGACUGCAGUUGAUCAAUGAAGGGGUGAAGCUGAAGGCUGAAAAUGUGGAAGCUAGAGAAGAAUGGAAAGGUUACAUUAUUGCAGUCUCUCAGUUGGAGGUUCCCCAUGAUUUGUCACUGCUGCCGGGACAGACGCUCUGUCUGGAAGAGGUGGUUAAACAAGAAACACUUCGUCAGUCAAGUGCUCCAGUGAGACCAGAAUUGCAGAGAGUUUUGGUGGAGAAGCCUGAUUCGGAUCUCUAUGAUGAUGUGUUGACCGCAAUGCCAAAGUGUUUCUACAAAAUUUCUCGAAAUGAGGCUGAAGCCAUGUUGGAAAGGCACCCUGAGAAUGGGAACUUGAUACUACGGCCUUCCACCGAGAACACAAACUACUCAAUCAGUACUCUGAUCACACAAUGCAGUAAGCGAGUCCUAAAACAUUACAGGGUGACCUGUGAAGAGACCGGCUUUAUCAUUUGGGUGGACAAUCCGGUCACAUGUAGGAGCCUUCAGGAAGUUAUUGAGCAUUUUAUAAAAGAGACCAAUGGGGUUUUGAAACCGUAUAUAGACUCUGAGGUGUAUGCUGACAAAAUUGAGGUGUCUAAAAGUCCAAAUGAAAAGGCAAACAAGACGUUGCCUGUAUCAAGAGUCGCCCCAAUUCAACAUUCCCCAGUCCUACCACCUGAGCAUCCAGGCAUCCCAGGAAUAACGAAAUUUCCAACCAAAUCUUCACGAAAGCUGCCUUUAAAACAAGAAAUGAGCAGCAGAAGUCCAGUGAACAUGGAACCUGAGCCAAGUUACAUGAAUGAUGAAUUUCUUCUAAAAAUGAACCAGGUGAUCAUAGCAGAUGAUAGGCCUCCAACCCGUCCUCCUCCAAAACCAAGAUCAUCUCGGCUCUUUGCUGCAGGUGGAGCUAGUAGUGAUGAACUAAUGGCAAAGCUGAAAGAGAGACGGGCAAGACUGGGAGAUUAACAAACCGUGACUCAAAUGCAUAUUUGUGUUACUGAGUUACAGAAGCUGCAAACACAAGCAUUUCACUUUGGUUGAAAUCACUGACUCUUUGAAUGUAAAGUACAUCAAAGUAAACAAAAAGAAAUAGUCA
Molecule: messenger RNA, 1545 nt
Organism: Chiloscyllium plagiosum (whitespotted bambooshark)
Lineage: Eukaryota; Metazoa; Chordata; Chondrichthyes; Orectolobiformes; Hemiscylliidae
Product: signal-transducing adaptor protein 1-like
Molecular function (GO): signaling adaptor activity
Source: RefSeq, a predicted model, not a curated record